Messenger RNA from Myzus persicae (green peach aphid), 617 nucleotides. RefSeq names its product macrophage migration inhibitory factor-like. The record is from RefSeq and is a predicted model, not a curated record. Gene Ontology annotation, molecular function: cytokine activity; phenylpyruvate tautomerase activity. The transcript is spliced from 3 exons. NCBI's taxonomy places the organism in Eukaryota, Metazoa, Arthropoda, Insecta, Hemiptera, Aphididae. Bases 145 to 504 code for a protein of 119 amino acids.
AGUACCUAUAAUAUAAUACGAAUAUCUCAUAAAUUAGUUAUUGUACUGGAGCUAUACAAUUGGUUCACUUCUCUAACGUACCUAUAACUGUAUUAAUCAGUUGACAUUUUUCAUAUUGGUAUUUAACUAUAGAGAAUCAACAACAUGCCAACUUUAAGCAUUACCACUAACUUACCAAAAUACAGAAUUCCAUCAACAUUUUUAGCUGAUGUAUCAACAUUAGUCAGCCAAGCACUCCAAACACCAGAACAAUACAUUGCUGUGAGAGUCAAGGCUGGACAACAGAUGUUUUGGAAUAAUAAUGAAUCACCUUGUGCACUGGGAAACAUAACCGGAACUGGAAACUUCGGAAUUGAGGAAAAUAAGCACUAUGCUUCAAUUAUAUACGAUUUCGUUGAAAAACAACUUGGCAUACCCCAAGACAGAUUUUAUUUAUCAUUCGUGGAACAAAAACCAAGUAAUGUUGGAGUCAAAGGUACUACUUUACAAGAGAUUAUUCAAUAGAUUGUCAGAUCCUCGAUGAUAAUGUGACAAUAAAAUAAUUGUUUUUUUAUGACUUUUAAAUCUAUUGUGUAAUAAUAUUAUAAUACUAAUAAAUAAUUUGUUUUCAUUCCGUA